Ananas comosus (pineapple) is the source of this 1320-nucleotide messenger RNA. RefSeq names its product pentatricopeptide repeat-containing protein At2g21090-like. Gene Ontology annotation, biological process: RNA modification. The record is from RefSeq and is a predicted model, not a curated record. The transcript is spliced from 2 exons. Lineage: Eukaryota; Viridiplantae; Streptophyta; Magnoliopsida; Poales; Bromeliaceae. Bases 1 to 1320 code for a protein of 439 amino acids. Gene Ontology annotation, molecular function: RNA binding; protein binding.
AUGUCCAAACCCAAUCUCAAGCCCACCUCAAAUCCCACCCUCCAAAACCCUAACCCUAAUCCCUCUUCUUCGUCUUCGUCGAUCGUGCCUCCUCGCCGCGAUCAGCCACACGUCUCUCGGGCGCCCGACCUCGCCGUUCCCCUCCUCCCCCUCCUCUCCCUCGCUCGGCCUCCGCCCACCUUCCCCUCCUCUCCUCCCUCCUCCACCAACCUCCUCCACUUCCCCAUCGCCGCCCCUCCUCCGCCCCCUGCCCACGCCCACGUCCUCGCCCUCGGCUUCGCCCCCAGCGUCGUCGUCUCCGGCGCCCUCCUCACCGCCUACGCCAAAUGCCGCCUCUUGGGCCACGCCCGCAAGGUGUUCGACGAAAUGCCCGUGAGGGACGUGCUCGCGUGGACCGCGCUCGUCCACGGCUACUCGACGUCAGGAGACUUGGUCUCCGCGUGCAAGCUGUUCGACCAAAUGCCCAGUAGAAACACUAUAUCGUGGACCGCCCUCAUCGGCGGGCUCAACCGAAACGGCGAGCCCUACGAGGCCUUAGACAUGUUUAGGAAAAUGAUGUAUCAAUGUGUUCGGCCGGAUCAGUUCACAUUUAGCAGCACUCUAUGCGCCUGCGCAGCCACGGCUUCGCUUACGCAAGGAAAGCAGAUCCACGGAUACGUACUGCGAUCAAAAUUCAAUCCGAAUUCCAUAGUGCUGAGCUCUCUCGUCGAUAUGUACUCCAAAUGCGGGGAUCUUUUGCGAGCCCGAUGGGUGUUUGAGCUCACGCAUUACAGUAAAAGGGACACCGUACUCUGGAAUACAAUUAUAUCUGCUUUGGGCCACCAUGGUCACGGAAAAGAAGCGAUUAAGCUGUUCGACGAAAUGGUUAAGUGUGGUAGAAAGCCUGAUGCAAACACUUUUGUCGUCCUCCUCACUUCGUGCAGCCACUCGGGAUUGGUCGAAGAAGGGGUGAGAUUCUUCGAGUCGAUGGCGAAGAUCCACGGUGUUGUCCGCCAGGAAGACCACUACGUUUGUUUGGUCGAUUUGUUAGGUCGAAACGGCCGGUUCAAAGAGGCGAUGGAAUGGCUCGCUAAGGAGCCGUGUAGGUCGAGUGCGCGAGCUCGGAAUGCAUUGCUCGGGGCGUGUAGAGUUCAUGGGAAUGUGGAGCUGGGGAAGCAAGUAGCCGAGCAACUCAUCGAAUUGGAGCCAAAUAGCUCCGCAAAAUAUGUGCUCCUUUCAAAUAUGUAUGCUGAGGAUGGGAAUUGGGAGCAUGUGGAGAAGUUGAGGGGCCUCAUGGAGGAGAGCCAAGUAAGGAAAGAGAGAGCUUCAAGCUGGAUCUAA